Messenger RNA from Trichomonas vaginalis G3, 1242 nucleotides. RefSeq lists its product as uncharacterized. The record is from RefSeq and is a predicted model, not a curated record. The coding region runs from base 1 to 1242 and encodes 413 amino acids. NCBI's taxonomy places the organism in Eukaryota, Parabasalia, Trichomonadida, Trichomonadidae. The transcript has a single exon.
AUGAUGAGGGCUCAGAGAUCCGUUGCUCACUUAGAACCAACUGAUCUCAGAGAAUGUGAGCUUUCUGAUGAAGAACUUUCAUAUUUGCAGACUCAGAAAGCUUUAAAAGAUGCAUUAGCCGAACAAAAAGUAUUACGCGAAAGACUUAAAACAUUAGAAACAAGAAAUAAGCCUGCAAAAUGGGGGCAGCCAGUUUUAGUCAAUUCAUUUGAAACAGCAAGAGGAAAAACGGAUACAUCUUCAUUAUCUCCAGAAAAACUAGUCGCAGAAGUCAAAACAGCUCAGCAUAUGCUAGAAAAUGCCAAAAGAGCAACAGAAACGGCAAAACAAGAGUUAAAAGAUUUACAAGAAGAAAUGGAAAACUUCAAAAAGAGUUCUUCAAUAGAAAGCGAACAAGUUUUCGCAUUAAAUGCUAAACAUCAUAAAGAAGAAGCACUUUCAGAACAAAAUAAGUUCCAUUUAAUGAAAGUUCAAUGGACUGACGAUAAAGCUCAAUUAUUAUCAUCUGCAGAACAGUUCUCACUUAUAUCACAUGAUGCUCUACAUAAGGCUUCUCAAAUGAGAGAACAAGUCGAAGCCCAAAGAAAGAAAAUACAAAAUCUCGCAGCUGAAUUCAGAACUGAUCUUUCUAAAUCUAAAGAGUUGAGAGAAUUGCUUGAGAGUUAUAAAACUAAGGUUGCGCUUACAGAUUCUCUUAUCCAAGAAAUUGAUUCAAAUAAUCGGAAAUCAGAUCAGAUGAAGACACAAAUUAAUGAGCAAAAAAUGUUACUUAGAGCCGUAAGAGUUUCUCAGGCCGCUAAAGCAAAGCUAGAUGAUUUGGCAACCCAAACAUCCGAAUUAAAUGAAACAAAGAAGACAGCUGAAGAAGCUCUGACCAUGGCCAAAGACGAACUUAAAGCGUUAGUUGACAGAGAAGACCCAUUAAAAGAAGAAUUAUCAAUUGCUGAGGCAAAUUUCAAAAAGAAUCAGAUGGAAGUUUUAGUUUUAGAAGCAGAUAUAAGAGAACUUAAAUCUGAGCUUGAAAGGAUGAAGCCACUUGUUCUAAACGAAGGAAGAAAGAAUGUAAAUUUAAUGAGAGUUUACAAGAAGAAAAACAUGGAUGCUACAGCCAAAUAUCUCACUAUGCAUAGCCAGGAUAUUUAUCUUCCAGAUAAAAUCGCUCAGACUCUGCAAAAUGUUUCAGAAAGUUUGGAUAUGACAGCAAGCAAUUCGAUUUUGCCUCCUUUGGCCGCAAAGAGAUAA